Cladophialophora carrionii CBS 160.54 is the source of this 2109-nucleotide messenger RNA. RefSeq lists its product as uncharacterized. Gene Ontology annotation, molecular function: DNA binding; DNA-binding transcription factor activity, RNA polymerase II-specific; zinc ion binding. The transcript is spliced from 4 exons. Gene Ontology annotation, biological process: DNA-templated transcription; regulation of DNA-templated transcription. The coding region runs from base 1 to 2109 and encodes 702 amino acids. The record is from RefSeq and is a predicted model, not a curated record. NCBI's taxonomy places the organism in Eukaryota, Fungi, Ascomycota, Eurotiomycetes, Chaetothyriales, Herpotrichiellaceae.
AUGCGCACCAAAUGCUCAGGGGGGAGUCCUUGCGAGAAAUGCAGCAAGGAUGGGGCAGCCUGCGUCUUCGGCGAUCGGAAGAGAGAAAGAAACAAAAAGGAUCUCGCCGAAAGUCUCCUCCAAAUUGAGGAAUUAAAGACCAAAAACAGCAUGCUCCUCGACGCUCUGAAGACCAUCGCCGCCAGUCCGAAUUUGGAUUCAACCGAGACCGGCAACAUUCGAGAAAUGAUACUCAACUGUGAACUGGAGGUACAGGGCACGCCUUCAAUGACUCCAAGCACGCGAACCGGCGACAGCUCUCGGUUCCCUCCCAGCGUGGAGAGCACUCCUGAAGACGAGCAGUAUACCGACGCUAGCUUAGGGUCGCCCGUGGGCCAGGACGUGCUAACCCAUAGCAUUGACGUGGGCCGCGGCAGGGGCGCUGUCGGGUUCAUAGGGAAGAUCUCCGAAGUGUCCUGGAUUGCACGGGCGUACUCCUACCUCAUCACUCCUGCCACCGAGGACUUCGCCAUGCCAGAGAAGAUCUCCAAUCACAUACCUGCAACACAGUUCAACUACUUCAUGGACGAUGAGGACCUCUUGAGCCUGGACGAGGACUACGUCGAUGCACUUCAUUGGCCGGGAGAUCUGACGGCUCGGAUCCUAUGCGAGGCAUUCUUUCACGCACUUCAUGGUAGUUUUAACUGUCUUGCCAGAGGGCGUGUUCUCGAAGAGCUGAACAAGUUUCCACACAACCGCAUGCAACUCUCAUGGGACCAACGCAGGUGGCUUGCAGUUGCCAAUCUGAUGUGGGCCAUCGGGUCGAAGUGGUUGCACCACGCCAUGCUGGAUGAUGAACCGGGCAUGGAAUCCCAUUUGGUAUAUUAUGCUCGGGCUCGAGCACUGGGUCUAGACCAUAGGGUCAUGCUUGACAAUCCGGGUCUGCAUGGCAUAAACGCCUUGGGACUGCUCUCCUUCUACCUGUUUACAAACGGCUCGGUCUCGAGAGCAUGGGCGUUGAUAGGCUUGGCAAUCAGGAACGCCACGUGUCUUGGUCUGCAUCUCAGGGCUGUCGACAGUGCCUUGAGUCAGGUACAGCUUGAAGAGAGAGCUCGCUUGUGGUUUUCUCUCUACAGCCUCGAAGUGGCCAUGUCAGAGGUCUUGGGAAAACCGCCGCUAACCUCUCUCGAAUAUACAACAGUUCCUGUUGAACUCCUCAAGAGCGCUUCUGUCAAGGAUUCCCCCAGUGACACGGAAACCGAUGACACGAGGAGGCUCUGGUUAGAUUUCCUUCGCCGCAGGAGAGACACCAGCCAGACGAUGCGCGGAGGCCAGGUACCCUGGCAAAACUUUCAAUUCAUUGGGUACGGCCCGCCUCUACAGCAUAUCUCUUCGCGGGCGCGCCUCUCGAUCAUCAGCAACCGUGUUAUGACGCAACUCUACAUGCCCAAAUUGUCGCAUUCAUGGUCCUCGAUGCAGAAGAUAAUCACCGGCCUCAGUAUUCAACUGGUUGGCUGGGAGAAUAGUCUGCCAGAAGAGCUAAAUCUGAAGAGUACGAUAGCCAUGGGCACCGACCCACGUGCGAAGAUUGAUCUGGCAUUAUACCACCAAAGCAUCAGGAUGAUCUUAUACAGGCCUUGCUUGUGCCACAUUCGCAUUCCCAACGAAUCGGACUACUCUAGAGACUUCAACCUCAGCGGCGCGAGGAGUUGUGUCCGCGCAGGAGUCACGCUGGUCGACAUUCUCCCGGAGGAUGCGUCUGCUCAUGAAGCGUACCAGCUGCUCCCUUGGUGGAAUCUGCUGCACUACCUCGGCCAAGCUCUCGGGGUCUUCAUCCUGGAGCUCUGCCUGGACAUGGAGCACUUUGACGGCGUAGCCGCCCACUUGACCCCUCAGGUGAGGAAGGCCAUGUCGUAUCUCUGGUGUCUCACCGCGGGCUCUUUGUCAGCGUACAAGGCGUGGCGGAUAUUUCGACAUAUGCUUUGGAUUCUCAGCCUCCGAGUCGAUAGUUUUGACGUCGUCGACAUUCUGCUGGAGGCGCACAUUCCAACAGGCUGGACGGUGAACGACGAGGCACUCCUGAUGAACACUCUCCGACCGAUCGGGGACGAGCCAAUGAUGUCGAUGUGA